AUGCACGAAGUGAUAUCAAUUUCAGCCGGACAUCGUUGUAAUCAUUUGUCCACACAGUUUUUCAAUUGCCAAGAGAAGAAAUUAUACGAUGAGAAGAGAUACAAAGACAAUGAAUUCAGCGUACACCUGAAUCCAUCUACCGACAAGCUGAAUCAAACGGUUUCGUUUUCUCCUAGGGCACUUAUUUGGGAAUCUAAAGGUGGUAAUGGAUCAUUAGGGACAUAUCAAUACGUUCAACCAGAGGAUUAUUUUUAUUCCGAUGAUGCCAAGAAAGAUAAGAAUGAGAAUGUUAUGCUGACAGGUUCCAAGGUUCCUAGGUCGGAGUACCAAGAAGCACUGGAUAAUAGUGCGACGCCAAUCCCGCAGUUAAACAAUGAAAUGGCAAAGUACUGGUCAGAUUAUUCUAAACUGAUUUAUGACCCCACAACUUUCAACAAUCUGAAGGAUUGGCAUCAUGACUUGUCGAAACCCAAUUUGCCUGACUUUAAAGGGUUAGACGUACACAAAUUUGGUAGCUACGAAUUAGGGGUACAAGAAUUUGAUGACAAUUAUUUACAAGAGUUCUUUGAUGGGAAUUUACACAGGCAAUUGGAACAAUGCGAUACUUUACAGGGACUGAACUUAAUGAGUAGUCUUGAUAGCGCAUGGAGCGGAUUUUCCUCUGCAAUGUUACUGGAAUUACGUAAUGAAUUACCCAAGACAACAAUUUUUGCAUGGAAUUAUUACAAGGGCGAACUGAAAGGGCUGAAUAGGGCCCUUCUACCACACUGGGAACGUCAAAUGAAAUCAAGCGUGGUUUGCAAUGAGGAGGCAGAUUUGGUUUUCCCACUACGAUUAGAUGAAUCAUUGUCGGAUUGGGAGCAAGCCGGUCAGACAGUUAGAGUAUUGGAUAGUGUCAAUAGUCUUUUCGAACAAAAGGGUGAAAAAAUGCAAUCUAUGACUCACUUACAAGACUGCGUAGGCGUAAGUGAUCAAACUAGAAAAUUUGUUUCUUCAAUCUUCGAAAACUCUGACUACAACUAUUCCUUCUUUGAUGACUAUCCGGUUUUCAGAAACGGUCACAAAGAUCCACACGUUUUUUCAGAAUGUUUAAUUCAAAGAGGAUCUACUACUAACUCAACACCAAACCCGAGAACUUUACAAACCACUGAAUUUUUACCCAGUGACACAGUACCCCCACAAUUUCAAAGCCCUAAUUCUUUUGAUCUGCAGUUAUCAACAACGGAGAAAUCAAGAGACGUUUUCCUCCACUGGCGUGAUGUGGCCUCCAAAUACCUAAGAUCAGCUCCAGAUGGUGAUGAACUGGUAGAUAAUUUGGGGACAAUUGCGGCCACUUAUGAAUACGGUUGGUAUGACGAUGAGGAUUCUGGCGAUGAUGAUUUCUGA
Messenger RNA from Zygosaccharomyces rouxii, 1386 nucleotides. RefSeq names its product Dml1p (gene DML1). Gene Ontology annotation, cellular component: cytoplasm. The record is from RefSeq and is a predicted model, not a curated record. Gene Ontology annotation, biological process: mitochondrion distribution. NCBI's taxonomy places the organism in Eukaryota, Fungi, Ascomycota, Saccharomycetes, Saccharomycetales, Saccharomycetaceae. Bases 1 to 1386 code for a protein of 461 amino acids. The transcript has a single exon.